Messenger RNA from Spirodela intermedia, 7089 nucleotides. The record is from the annotation of a GenBank genome assembly. Lineage: Eukaryota; Viridiplantae; Streptophyta; Magnoliopsida; Alismatales; Araceae.
AUGGGGACGGCGGAGAAGAGCACCGUCCACUCGAUGGUCGUCACCCUCGCUUCCAUGAUUUCGCUGCUCACACUCUGCCCGCCAUUCGUCAUCCUGCUGUAAGUACCACGUCCCCUGGUGUCUGUAUUCGCACUACGUCUCCUCUCCCAGGAAUCCACCGGACCACGAGCUUUUCUUGCUUGCUUUUUGAAUUUAAGCACCUCUCCGACAGUGGUAUUGGAAGUAUCGCGACAACCGGAUAAUCUCAUUUCGACGCAGCCUGGACGUAUGAGAUAAGCUAUUAGUUUGUUAAUCGAGUGAAAGAAACCGAUGGAUCUGGUGGUUUUGUGUGAGUAAUACAAAGGCCUCGAUGUGGAAAGAUGACAUAUAUGAAGCUUCCGCUCCUUAUUUUCCUUAUUUAUUGUCCUUCUUACUCUUUGCCCUAGCCAGUUCGGAACGAUGGAAGAUUGCUUAUGUCCGAGUUUAAUGUAAACUCAGUUGCCUUCGAGUAAUCGACUGCUGAUCUCUUGUUUCGAUUUCGUUCCUAUCUGUGUUAAAUUGGAGAAAACUAUUCUAGCUUAUCUCCCCCGUCCCCCAAAAAAGGAAAAAGAAAAUUAAAAAACCAUGUUAUCAGCCGAUGCACAAAAUUGUAGGCAUAAAAAAUUAUUUAUUGUGGUUUUCCACAUUAGUUUAUGGUUAUCAGGGUGGAUGAUUUUUCCACGUUCUGGGUCUUCAUUCCUGUGAAAAUACUUGCACUCCCCUGGUUGCCCUUCUUUCACGAUCUGUCGUUUUUCAUACCUCAUGGGGAGGCGUCUCUUUCAGCAACCUAUCCAUUGGAACGCCCGGUAAAUGACUAAAUCAGAAUACCAAUUGAAGCAAACAUUGUUAUCACUGCACACUUCCUUUUGCUUGUUAUUUUUUCUUUCAAAUCUCGGCCAAUCCGUCACUUGUUAUCCAUUGCUUCUGACAAAAGUGGGGACAGUUGAUGGCAUUCUCCUCUUAUUGUUUCUGUUUCACUUCAUCUCUUUCCAUGCCACCUUGAUGCUCAUGUCGUUUUACUGCAGAUGGUACACAAUGGUACAUGCUGAUGGGUCUAUUGCAUUGUCAUGGGAGUACUUCAAGCAGCAUGGAUUUCAGGGUCUCAAAACUAUUUGGCCAUUGCCAUCUCUUACCGCCUGGAAAAUUAUCUUCUCUUAUGGUUUUUUUGAAGCUGUGCUUCAAUUGGCACUUCCUGGGAAAAGGGUCGAGGGCCCAAUUUCUCCAAAUGGGAACAUUCCUGUCUACAAGGUUUUCAUUGUUUCCCCUUGACAUGAUCAUUAUGAACUGUAUGUGAAAUUUUAAAGCGUCUAUGUUGUUAUGCAAUUGAAAGGUAACAUCUGAAAUUCCAGGCCAAUAAAUUUACUUGAACCUCAACUAUAUGAAUGAUGUUGUUACAGGAUCUAAUUUCAUGAUUAAACAUUCUCUAUUCUGGGUUUAAAAGCUGGAAUGCCGAAUACCUUUAUCGACUGAAUGCAUUUUGUGUCGUAGUAUAUUAGUGUAGAUUUGUUCUUGGUAUACUAUUUAUGUUGUACGGUGUACGGCAACUAUUUAACUGGGCAAACUUAAUGCAUUGAAAAGUUCAUCAUUUUAGCCUACUGCCUACUCGAUCAUGUCUACCGAAUAGUUUAGGUGACAUUGUACGAGCCAACUGUCAAAUUUUUUGUAGAUAUUUUUAUAGCAACUGCUAUCUGCAUAAAAAUCUUAACUUUGGUUCGUAAUCAUGUAAAACUUCGAAGUCAAUUGGAAGCGUAUCAGUGACAUAGUGCAAACGUGAAGUACAGUAGCAAACUUUUGACUUGAAAAUAUAUGAGAAUGGUAUGUAGAUGUCCCUAGAAUUUUAGACGUGCAUAUUUAUUGGGUUAUUAGUACGACUUCCGCAUAAUAAAGUAACCAAAAGAGGAUUUAGAUGAAACAACUGCCUUGCCAUUUCUAAAGAUGUGUUUUCAAGUUAUCUUUAUCUCAAUAUAAUUUAUUUCCAUCAAUUCGUCAAUUCCUGCGCUUAACUUCUAGUUGCAUGACGAGAUAUAGUCCAUUCAUAUUACUGCUAAAAAAAUCAUUUCUUUAUUUUUUGCAGGCAAAUGGAAUGCAAGCAUAUGUAGUGACAUUGGUAACUUAUCUGAGCCUGUGGUGGUAACUUCUUUUCCUGUGUAUCAAGUUACAGAUUUCCUUUUUUGUCUUGUGGCAAAUGGAUCUUGUGCUAUUUCUUUGAUAUUAUCUAUCCAGCGUAAUGUAUUUCGUAUCCUUUUGUACAAUUUUGGGUUCCCAAUUUUACAAGUGGAGCAUGUUUGAGAGAUACUCGUAAAGCAUGGGCUUGAUCCAGUAGUAGAUUCUGCAUCAGUAAUCCUUGAUUCAGUUGCUGAGCCAUCUGACUUUUGCUGUAGAAAAAUUGCCACAAAAGUUGAUGUCCUGUCUGCUAGGCAUGUUCGUAACUUACAGUUGACUUGGUACAAUGAAUUGAAGGUUUACGUCUAGACUGUGGCUUAAGAUGAGCAAUGAUUAAAGCAUGAUCCCUGUAAUGUCAUGUUAUCUACGUAGAGAACCAGUGUACGAUCACUGGACGUAUUCAGAGAAAUAUAAUAGUCAUUUUAUCUGUAAAUGCGAUCGGGAUCCAUAUUAGUAUGACCUAUUACUCAAAUCAAACUCAAUAUUGAUCCGAUUUGAUAUUUGAAAUUUCAAAGGUAAUGAGGUAGAACUAGCAAAACGUUAGUUUUCAAUGGAUAAACCUCCUGAUAACCCUUUUUGAGUAGAAACGAAGAGGAUUUAUGCGCACAGUUGCAGAUAACUGAGCUCAGUUCCUAAGAAGAAGCGUCGCAGUCAAUGACAUGGCAUCCAUGUGCCAUGAACAAAGAGCUAGGUUUUAUAGAUUCAAGUCUGACCCUGUAUUUUGACCCUCUCAUCUCGAAAUCGUUAUCCUCAUUCCCAUCUGGGAGAGGGACAAAAGACCACACCGUAGUUUCUUUGACAUAGCUUAUUUCCAUACAGGUGGCGCAACAGUCUCAUCAUAAAAUCAGGGCUUGUGAACAUUGUGUGGCUGCAUGAAAUGAUUGAAAUAUAGGAAAGUAAAUAAGAUUUUGGAAAAUAUAGUCCGAUUUAAUAUUGGUACCUACGAGUAGGAUUAAUGCAGAGAAGCAUUGGUGCUUGUGACCGUGAAUAACAUGGAUAAGAGGAUCCAACAACGAUGCAAACAGUUGUGGGUAUCAUGACUAUGAAAUCCCCGACCACGACAUGCGCUGUCCCUGAUAUUAUUUUUGUUUUUUCCUUCUGUUUUUAUCAUUAUAGGCUUACACUUGCAUUUGGGGAAAAAAAAUAUUGUUCUUAAACAUUAGAUGUAAGCUUUUGUGCAAAACAAUCUGUAUAAGUUACUAAUAAGUUCUCACCAUCUGUAAAAAACAUAAACUUAAAAAACUAUUUUUACCAUACUCUAGAGAAUUCUGAUUUGUUUUAGAUGGUUCCCUGCUCUGGUUGAUAUCCUCUUGAAACCAUGGCAGUUGGACAUUAAUAACAUCAACCAAGAUAUAUCUUUCUAACCUUAACAUUAUGAUUAUGCUGCCAACGUUCUGUUCUAAGAAUCUUCUUGUCAUUUUCUGCAAUUUGUUUCAUCUUUAAAUGUACUUUCUUCUGCUGAAAAUUUGUAUUUUUUAUUGUUGACUUCAUAUUUUUGACAUACCAAUAUUACAUUCAGGUUCGGAAUAUUUAAUCCUGCUAUUGUAUAUGACCAUUUGGGAGAAAUCUAUUCAGCACUGAUUGUGGGGAGCUUUGUUUUCUGCAUUUUAUUGCACAUAAAAGUAAGAGCAAACAACUAGCCACAUUUCAUUGGUUUGUUGAUUUUACCACGUUUUAACUUUGGAUUCUUGAUUGCUUUCUCUUCAGGGUUACUUGGUACCUUCUUCUACGGACUCUGGAUCAUCAGGGAAUCUAAUCAUAGAUUUCUAUUGGGUAAGAUUACAAAUGUACUAUUUCAUGUCAUGACGUUUAAUAUCAUUCGUUGGUUUGUUUAUUUCCAUCACAAUCUUCACGUAAGUUUUUUCAGUAAACUCUUAAAUGCUGUUGCUUUUUGCACCAUUUUGGGAUCACUAACAUGGUAUCAUUAAUCCAGGUUGAAGUUGAUGUCAUUUUUUGUGAUUUUCCUUAUGGGGAAUCUAGCAAGUUACCACAGGGUAUAUUAUGCUCAGCGCAGUAAUUCGAAAUUUUUCUAUUAACUCAUUAAACCAAAAUUCAUAUUCAAAAUCAAUGUCUUAUCUACUUACUCUAAAAAAGGUGGUUCAGAAAUCCACAAAAUGGAAUUAAUAGCAGUGAAAAUUGUGAUGACUUACAACAGCACAGGGCGCCACAUUUCUUAACUAGUUGAACAGCUCUAUAACAGAUCCCUUUAAGUUUAAAAUCAAAGCCUACAUUUGGUGAGUUGCCACUGUCUCUCCUAUUGAAAACUUACUAUUUACAACUUAUGAUCUUCUUGAUUAUUAGAAUUUAUGAGACAGUUCUGGACCCAGUAGGUUUAUUAAAACUUGAUUUUGGCAUUCUACAUGCAAAUCUGACGUCCUAUCUGCAACAAAAAAGGAGCAUAUUUGAUCAUAUUUCUGGUAAAAACGAAAAAAAGGAUACAGUAAGUGAUAAAAAGAUAAUAUCCUUUAUAAUAGAAAAAGGGUACCAAUAAGCACUCCUACAAGAAUGUCUCAGAUGGGUACGGAUGAGAUUUUAUUGAAGCAGAUUCAAAUAUCCUGAAGAAGCAUAUUUUUUUUGGAAGCGCACAUAAAUAAUUAGGCAGAAAGUAUUUCCAACAUUCAGAGAUAUUCAUAGGAGAAAGUAAUUCCGUUUAUCUGCAGAAAGUAUUCUUAGCAGCAUCAUCCCAUGAACUCGAGGAUGAGGAUUUUCUAAUUUUUUAACUACUGCCUUCUAUCAUUCCAAUCAUCCGAUGGGUUUUAAGACGGUUACAAGGACGCGUGAUUAAUUCUAUUUUUCGCCUGUGUUUGUAUCUUCAAUUUAUAUUACUUUACUAUGGCUGCAGGGAAUGGAACUUUAUCCGAGAAUUGGUAAAAGCUUUGAUAUUAAAGUCUUCACAAAUUGUCGGUUUGGCAUGAUGUCAUGGGCUGUUCUGUCCUUGACCUAUUGCAUCAAACAGGUUAGCGCAUUAAUCUACUUCGUAGGAAGGAUCUAUCUUCGUUUUCCUCGCGUAAUGGUCCACCGGGUCUCAUCCAGUAAAGCGGUGCUCUUGGAGGUUUUAGAUCUCAUCUUGGAUUUUGAUUCCAGAACAAUAUUCUUGUCCCAAGAAUGUUUUUUUUAUUUGAGCUAUCAGAAUGCAAAACCGAACCACCUUCAAAGAAAAUGUAUCGCCUCUCAGACGAUCAGAUAUCAUUAUUUUAGAUCUCAUCUUGGAUUUUGAUUCCAGAACAAUAUUCUUGUCCCAAGAAUGCAAAACCGAAUCUUUCAAAGAAAUGUUUUAUUUUUUUCCCUAUCCAUCGAAGUCUGUGGCUUCCCCAGUUCAUAAUUGGGUAGAACGCAUCUGGCUGUUUUUCUCUAACCUUCUUGCGCAUUAUUGCAGUACGAAGAAAUCGGCCAUGUCAGUGACUCCAUGCUUGUCAACACGAUAUUGAUGCUUGUUUAUGUCUCCAAGUUCUUUUGGUGGGAAUCCGGAUACUGGAACACAAUGGACAUUGCCCAUGACAGAGGUAAGCAGAAAAUAAUAAUAAUAAUAAUAAUUAUGUUCAUGAUAUUCGAUCAACUUUCUCAGUUCUGAAAAAAAAAAAAAUUACAUUUCCUUGAUGUUUUUACACAAGUCCCUGAAUUAACUGAUUAUGGGAUAAAGCCGUUUGGGUGCUCAGGAAGACGACCAAGUCUUUCCCGGGUCCUUGCAUCGGCUUUGUCCGUUUUCCGAAGCUUCUCAAUUGAGAUGGUCGGAGGGACUCAUCACUCCGUUAUUUUUUGUGCCCAUCUCCUCCUCGAUCAGCUGGCUUCUACAUCUGCUGGGGAUGCCUCGUCUGGGUGCCCUCGGUUUACACAUCCCCCGGGAUGUACCUCGUCAACCACCCCGUGAAUCUGGGCCUGUCCGUAAGUAAAUCUACUUGACUUCUUCAGGGAUGCCCCCCAUCCCGGGUGGAAGGAAGAGCCUUCAUCAUCUUCUUCCUCAUCGAAAUCCAUGGUAUCUCAGGCCUAACCCUAACCCUAACCCUCACCCUAAAAAUGGCGUAGCUUGCUCUGUCGAUCCUCGCCGCGGGGCUCCUCUGCAUAUACAUCAACUACGACUGCGACUGGCAGCGGCAGCACUUCCGCAAGACCAACGGCAGGUGCUCCAUCUGGGGGAAGACCCCGUCGAAGGUAAAAAAAAGUGGGGCUUUCGUCAACGGCCCCGUCUUUGACUUGACGGGAUUUCUGACGACGGCCCUUUUGUUGCAGAUUUUGGCCUCUUAUCAGACCACCAAGGGUGAGACGAAGACCAGCCUCCUGUUGACUUCCGGCUGGUGAGUUUGACUCGGACAGUGUUGACUUCCGGCCAGCGGACCUUUGUAAGGUGAAAAAAACACUGAUCUUCUGAAAUCCGCAGGUGGGGUCUGGCCCGCCACUUCCACUACGUGCCGGAGAUCCUCGCUUCCUUUUUCUGGACAGCCCCGGCUCUCUUCAGCCACGUAAGCCCCAGUCUCAUUCUCCCAUUCUCCCCACAUGGGAGGAGGAAGCCGCCCUCUCCUUAUCUAUCUUAUCCCCGGGUCAACGGUUGCAGUGCCUGCCGUACUUCUACGUGGUUUAUCUCACGAUUCUGCUCACGGAUCGCGCCAAGCGUGACGACGAUCGAUGCUCCACCAAGUAUGCCGACGAUUCUCCUCUCCUCUCCUCUCCUCUUUGUGAAUUCCCCUCCGCCCGCAGUAGAAUUGCUGGCUUUCUUUUCUUUUCUAUGUUACCAUCGUAAUCAUCUCGGUCGCGAUUGUGGGCUGGGUUGGAUUGCGCCGAUUUGAUUUGGUGGCAUGACCGAUGGAUGGAUCAUCUCUAAUGGCGGAUGGGCUUUCUUGACACAGGUACGGCAAGUACUGGAAGAUGUACUGUCAGAGGGUGCCCUACAGGAUCGUCCCCGGAGUCUACUAG